AUGGAUGACGAAUACUUGAUACCGGAACCCCGGUCUUCGGAUAUUGGUCCAUCGCGAAACGUCGCGUUUCGUCGGGAUUCUAGUGGAAUACAAGAUCAUGGUCAUGUUAUCGAUGCACCCUCCUUAUCUCAUCUCGUCUCCGAAAUGGUCCGGCGUGGGCUGAUCAUGGUGCCGCAUCUCCAGGAACUCCGUGUCCUUGGCUUUGCAAAUACAGAAUGGCAAUCAUUAUUAGCAUCGGCCGAGAUGACACUGUGUGAACUGGCACUUCAGCCAUCUGCCUACAACUUAACGACUAUAGACUUGCAGUUGGAAAUGUCCACUCGUGGCCCUAAUAACUGCCUAUCAAGCCUCGUAGAAGUCACCAAGAGGACUAUCAAACUCAAAGUCUUGCGAAUCCGCUCAGGUCCAAAAGCUCUCAGUCAAUACCGUAUUCCCACCGAGUAUUGGGCACCUUUGCUUAAACAACUUGGUGAGAGGAAACCACCGUUCAAGCUACACACGCUCGACCUUGACGGGCUCGCUACAAGCAAAGUGGCGCCAACCCUGGACCGCAUCGUUGCUGCUCACUCCUGUUCUCUCCGUCGUCUUGUCCUCGGGCACACCAACUUUCACUACCCGAAUACUCUCUACGCAUUCUUCUCCGCUCUGGCAAAGUCAGACGUGAGUUACUUCGAACUAAGCUGGUUAUUUCUUCAUCAUAAGAGUUUGCUUGUGGCAAGCAGUCUGUCUUUCGCCCAGGUUCCGGACGAAGUCCUAAAGAUGGGGGUUAAGGAUCUAAGAUCUGAUUGCGAUAUGUCUAACUAUGACUGGAUCGUCAUCCGCUGGGACGUCGACCGCCAUGACGCGGCCGUGGUGUAUGACAAUGAGGAUGGCUUUUACGGGCAGGAUUGGAUCAAGAGGUGUUGCCAGAACGCCCUCACUUCGAUAGAAUGUGGGGCCAUUGAUGACUCUUGA
Exserohilum turcica Et28A is the source of this 954-nucleotide messenger RNA. RefSeq lists its product as uncharacterized. Bases 1 to 954 code for a protein of 317 amino acids. The record is from RefSeq and is a predicted model, not a curated record. The transcript has a single exon. Lineage: Eukaryota; Fungi; Ascomycota; Dothideomycetes; Pleosporales; Pleosporaceae.